Cyclospora cayetanensis is the source of this 816-nucleotide messenger RNA. Its product is annotated as hydroxyacylglutathione hydrolase cytoplasmic. Lineage: Eukaryota; Apicomplexa; Conoidasida; Eucoccidiorida; Eimeriidae. Gene Ontology annotation, molecular function: hydroxyacylglutathione hydrolase activity. The coding region runs from base 1 to 816 and encodes 271 amino acids. The transcript is spliced from 9 exons. The record is from RefSeq and is a predicted model, not a curated record.
AUGGUGAGUUCUAGGGAAGCUGAUGCGUGCGCUGAGGUUAUUCUAGUCCCAACGCUUUCGGACAACUAUGCCUAUGUAAUUAUUGACAAGAAGACGAAGGCUGCGGCCUGUGUUGAUCCUGCCGAGCCAGAGAAGGUUGUUGCUGCGGCAAAGGAGAGGGACGUGACUUUGCGGGCUUGCCUUUGCACCCAUAAACAUGCAGAUCAUUCAGGCGGUAAUGAGAGGAUUAAGCAGUUGGUCCCGGACAUAGAAGUGUUUUGCUCGGCAUACGAAGACACCCCCGGCCGAACCAGAGCGGUCUACGAUGGAGAGAGCUUUCGAAUAGGGGACCUUCACGUGAAGGUAAUGCACGCGCCGUGCCACACCAGUGGUCAUGUGCUCUACUAUAUGGAGAGCCGCACGGAUAUGAAUGCUAAUCCAAUAAUUUUUACUGGAGAUACUUUAUUUCUUGCAGGCUGCGGGCGGUUUUUUGAAGGGGAUGCUACCCAGAUGCACCGGGCGCUCAUGAAGUCUAUUGCAGCACUGCCAGCAGAAACUCUCGUAUAUUGCGGUCACGAGUACUCUGUAUCAAAUCUUAGGUUUGCCGCGAGCAUCGAGCCGAAUAAUAUGGCAUUAGAAGCGAAGUUGGAGUGGGCACAGAAACAGCGGGCCGAAGGCAGACCGACAAUUCCCUCUUCUAUUGGCGAGGAGAAGGCAUAUAAUCCGUUCAUGCGUUGCGAUCGGCGUGAAAUCCAGAAAGCAGUGGGGGCUCCAGAAGGGGACGAAGUUCAGACUAUGCACAUCCUUAGGGAGCGAAAGAACAUGUUUAGAGGAUAA